This is a messenger RNA of Toxotes jaculatrix (banded archerfish), 3609 nucleotides long. It is a transcript of the gene tbc1d20, whose product is annotated as TBC1 domain family, member 20. The record is from RefSeq and is a predicted model, not a curated record. NCBI's taxonomy places the organism in Eukaryota, Metazoa, Chordata, Actinopteri, Toxotidae. The coding region runs from base 389 to 1588 and encodes 399 amino acids. The transcript is spliced from 8 exons. Gene Ontology annotation, cellular component: endoplasmic reticulum membrane. Gene Ontology annotation, biological process: endoplasmic reticulum to Golgi vesicle-mediated transport; positive regulation of GTPase activity. Gene Ontology annotation, molecular function: GTPase activator activity.
GACUCAGUCUGAGCAGGGAGGAUCUCCAAUGCUAACGUGUCCUAUUGGUCGCUUCAGCCAGUGUAAACAUGUAGCCGUUCCAUCGGUCCAGCCGUAUUGCUAUUAAGAGCUGCUUCCUAAUCGUUAACCAGUUUGUCAGCAGUCGUUAUAAUGAUGGCCGUGUUGCUGAAAAUAUUGGUGUCGGAAACAGGGCAGUGUAGCGUUAGCUGGGUGACUAGCUAACCCUGAAUAGCUAACUAUAGGGUCGUGUUUGUAUGAGUCUGGCCUUGCUAAUUAGGCGGCUAGCUUCCAGUUGGCAGCCACGAAGGGAUAAAUCGAGGUUAGCCUCAGACAAAGCAUGGUAAGUUAUGUUAUCUAACAAGGACACACCAAGAAGUGGAGGAAAAAAAUGAAGAAUUCUGGAAGUGACGGUGCCUCGUCACCGGUGAAUGGAAAACAAGGUAACGACUGGGACCAGAGACGGAAGAGGAAAAUUGCGGACAUCACACAGGCCCUGAGCGCGACUCCGGUGGAUGUAGCAGCUCUGAGGAGGAUGGCUAUCAGCGAAGGAGGACUGCUGACUGAUGAGAUCCGCUGUCAAGUGUGGCCUCGACUUCUCAACGUCCCCCUUCAAGUCCUGGAUCAGGAGCCAGAGACGGUGGAGCGAGAGAAUAACAAGGAUUACAACCAGGUCCUGUUGGAUGUCCAGCGCUCACUGCGAAGGUUCCCACCAGGUAUGCCAGACGAGCAGAGGGAGGGUCUCCAAGAAGAGCUAAUUGACAUCAUCCUCAGAGUUCUGAAACGUAAUCCCCAGCUGCACUACUACCAGGGAUACCAUGACAUUGUUGUUACCUUUUUAUUGGUCCUGGGAGAGCGCCGUGCGACUGCUCUUGUGGAAAAGCUCUCCACACAUCACCUCAGGGACUUCAUGGAUCCCACCAUGGACAACACAAAACAUAUUCUUAACUAUUUGAUGCCCAUCAUUGAGAGGGUCAACCCAGACGUGCAUGACUUCAUGCAACAGGCUGAGGUGGGCACAGUCUUUGCUCUUAGUUGGCUGAUCACCUGGUUUGGCCACGUCCUGUCAGACUUCCGCCAUGUUGUCCGGUUGUAUGACUUCUUCUUGGCCUGCCAUCCACUGAUGCCCAUCUACUUUGCUGCUGUGAUCGUAUUGUACAGAGAAGAGGAAGUGCUGGAGUGUGAAUGCGACAUGGCCAUGGUUCAUCACCUGCUGUCUCAGAUUCCCCAGGAUCUGCCGUAUGAGACACUCAUCAGCAGAGCAGGAGACCUUUUUGUCCAGUUUCCCCCCUCUGAACUGGCUAAAGAAGCUGUCUCACACGAAAGCAUGGCAGCCUCUACCUUUAAGGACUUUGACCUUGCGUCCACUCAGCAGCGACCGGACUCUGUUCUCCGUCGCAGACGCAGACAAAAACAGGCUGCGCUGGAGAACUCAGCAGCCAGCUCAGUAGUAGCAGUGGCCCAGCCUUCAGCAGCGCGGCGGUUUGUUCGACUGGCUGUGAUGGGUCUGACAGUGGCUUUAGGGGCAGCAGCUCUUGCUGUGGUCAACACUGCCCUGGAGUGGGCCCCCAAACUGGACCUGUUUCCUUGAAGGCUCCCCUUUUACCCCUACACUCCAACUUAUCUGUCCUUGACUGAAUCUAGUCGGUUGGGUCUGUUUCCAAGAACCCUUUAAGCAAUUAAACCACAAAUCUUGUAGUCGAUAACACUGUCUGGAGCGUACUCUCUAAAUUGAACCAGUUAACGCUCCUCUUUCAUCUUCUGGGAUGUUACUAAACAUCCUUCCCUAUGUAGGGCUUCUAAGGCCCCAGCUGAGGGUCUUUUAUAUGACCCCUGAAGAGCAUGCAGCAGUGUACGUUACAGCUGCCAGUGUUCUGAAAUGAAGAAUCCAUCCUGUCACAGCAAAGAGACUGCAUUUCUAAGAACUAUUAUUGAUGGCGUCGUUAUUAAAGUUUAUAUUUGUUAUUAGGAUAAUCUGAUACUGAGUUAUGCUCCCAGAGAUUUAUGCUGAAAGCUUGAUGGACUCACUACACUUGAAACUGCUGCCAAUUAAGAGAGCUUAAGUGAAUGUAUGAGUGUGUGUGUGUGUGGUCACAACCCAUUUGUUAUCUAUUUGAUACCUGGACUGAGACCAAAUAGAGGAUUAGAGUCCUCUCUUUGUAUAAUUUACCGUUUUUUAAUUUAUAGGUAUGUCAGAAUCUGUAUAGAGAUGUGGUCAUGUCACACAGGCACUUUAUGAGGUCACCAUUUUAUUAUGUUUUUAGGUCAUCUUGUCCCCUUUAAGUUGUUUGAAUAACCUUUUAAUAACCAGGAAAAAAAAUGUAUCUUUAAAACACGCCAACAGUUGUCACCUUUGACUACACAUUUUAGUUUUGGAUCAUUGUUACUGGGGUCAAAACAUUAAUGAGGUUAUCAAAGUAAAUGUAUUGUAGCCGACUUGAGACUUAAUUUUCUAUCUCAAAAUUCAACUCUGAGGAUUAGGCUGCAGAAGUAAAAAUUGACCAUAUUGAAAUGGUUUUACUGGAGCUUUCCAGCUACUUAUUCACUUAAUUGUUUGAAUCUACAACCUUAAAAUUGUGUCUGUGUUUCAUGGCCCCAGAUGACUUAGUUUAUGUUUUCUGCAUCACUUUUUCUGAAGUAGAUGGUUAAAUCACAGUUCAGCACACUCACUGACUCACUCUGUGCCGGGUAACAUAAAUUAUUAGAGCUGGGAUAAACAGCAAGUAACAUGAAGUGGAUGCCAUUGUCUUUGGCUUGGCACAGUUUGCACUGACUGCAUUUCUUUUGUAUUAUCACUUUAAAAUUAGCUCAGUAGGUGCUUUUCUUACUCCUACUGGAAAGGUGCUGCUGUCAGAAAAAAGCGCCUCAGCCUUUAAAUUAAUAUUGUCCAAUAUCUUUGUUGUAAACGUGACUUGAUUUGAACACAUGCCACUUAGUAAAUUGGAUUUGUUUGGAGUGUAGAAUGGGCGGCGUUGCCAUUUCAGGGGCAGUCCAGCUCAUUCCAAUGUUCUGGUCAUUUUCAUCCAGUUGCGCAUUUUAAAUAGGGGAUUGCAUAUGUGUCUGUGGUAUGGCACUCACCUGAAUACCCAAGUCUUAACAGAAAAUACUAAACAAAUAGUUUGUCACAGCACUUCAGUCUAAGCUAAUUAAUUUGGAUUGUCUGAAAUCUUUAUGUCCUUUGUUCAACAUAAAUCAUCACAUUUAACUGAGCUGUCAUCACCUGCAUUCGGCAGCACAAAAAAUGAUGUGAUGUGUUGAGAAUUUUUUUUUUUUUUGCUAUUGUAUAACCUGAACACCUGGUCACCCCAUUCCUUUAUUAUGGUCGAUCAGUUUAUUGCCUUUGUAGUGAACUACUGAUUCAGCUGGUUAGAGAUCUACAGACUGAUCAAAAUUAAGGUGACCUGGAACAUGUCCAGGGAUGUUCUGAGGUGCCUGAGAGUAUAGCUAUUCAGCAGUAUUGUAAUGCAUUUAUCUGCACUCAGUGGUUUUCAUUUAUUUUUAUUGCACUAAAUGAUUUAUCUGCCUUUUAUGUUUAUUUUGUUAUAAUGAAACAUGUCAUACUAAUGUAAAGUUGUACAAGAGAAUGCUAAUAAACUAGAGUGAAAAUGUUCA